CUUCAUAACCUUGCUAGAGCUCAAUCAUGCUGGCUGUAUUCAGCCAACUGUCUAUUACUACUUGGUCACAAUAAAGUUGAAGUUUAGUGCAAAGGAAUUCAUAUUUGAUGUUAUUUAGUAACUUUCUAUAAGCCGUAAAUAUGAAAGUAUCAAAGGUGCGAGUUUUAUAUGACUUCCAGGGUGAGCCUGGUAAUGGUGAACUCACAAUAUAUGAAAACGAUAUUCUAGAUGUUAUAAGGCAAGAUGUUGGCGAUGGCUGGUGGGAAGGGCAGAACCCGUCUGGACAUCGAGGGCUCUUUCCUGAAGCUUAUGUUGAGGUUAUUACGACACCGCCACCACCAUCAUUUAGUCCACCACCUGUACCUCAGAUGCAGUUGCCAACUGCACCUAUGCAAUCGCCAACUGCACCUCUGCAAUCACCAACAACACUGCCACAGAAAACAGAGAGUUUUGACGAUUGGGAUGAGGAUUGGGAUGAAGAGAGCUCCUACAGUCAAGAUUCCACCCAAGAAGGAGGUUUGAACGGGCAAGGUAAUUUCGGACUCAAUGCGCCAAAUAGAGAAUACAGAAAAAAUAGCACAGAUAUUAAAUCAGGAACAGUACGCAAAAAUUACUCAAGAUUUUCUGUGUUUUCUAAAUCUGGAGGAGAGGCAUAUCUUAUGGGAAAUGUAUCCAAAAAGUCUUUAUCUCCAGCAGGGGGAGUAACAAUUAUAGAAACGGAUGAAGGACCACAGUGGGAACCAGACAUUAAUCCCUUCCAAACUCAAAUCCGAAACCCUAAGAAAGAGAGUAAACUAAAAGGAAUUAAGAGUUUUAUAUGCUAUCAGAUCACACCAUCAAACACAGGAAUUCAAGUUAGUAGAAGAUACAAACAUUUUGAUUGGUUAUAUGAAAGACUUGUUGAAAAAUUCAUCACAAUUUGUGUACCAGCCCUUCCAGAUAAGCAAGUCACAGGACGAUAUGAGGAAACCUUUAUAGAGAAGCGAAUGGAGCAACUUCAGCGAUGGAUGUCAAGAAUGACCAAUCACCCUGUUAUAUCUCGCAGUGAAGUGUUCCAACAUUUUGUCACGUGUACAGAUGAGAAAUUGUGGAAGGUUGGCAAGAGGAAAGCAGAGAAGGGGGACUUUGCAGGAGCAGCAUUUUUCAGUUUGGUGCAAACACCCCAAAACCCCCUUGACCUAGCAGUUGUAGAACAACAUCAUGAUAAUUUCCACAAAUUCGUAAAAAGUAUGGACGAAAGCCUAAAGCAGGUGACGUUAUGCGUCCAUGAACACUCCAAGAAACACAUAGGACCCUUCAAGCGUGAAUAUAAUAAACUGGGAGCAUCAUUUUCAUCACUAGCCGCAUCUUUUGAACUCGACAAUGGCCUUCAUCCUGAUGUAUCAAAGGAAGAAUCACAGAGACUAACUUCAGCCUUGAACCAUACUGGAAAGACCUAUAGUGAAAUUGGCAAUCUGUACUCAGAACAACCAAAACAAGAUUUGUAUCCUCUUGAAGACAGCAUGAGGGAAUAUACCGGCAUGCUAGCUUGCUUUCCUGAUAUGAUCAGUUUCCAUAAGCACACCCUGGCAACCGAACGAGAAUGUCAAAAGUCACAAGAGGAUGGAAAAAUUGAUGGUCUUGAAGCAGAGCAGGUGCGAAGGCGAGCAGAUGUUAUAUCAUAUUCUAUGAUGGCCGAAAUGAACCAUUUCCAUCAAGAAAGAGUAAAGGACUACAAAGAAAUGAUGCAGCGGUACCUACAGGAACAGAUCAAAUUUUAUGAAACAAUUACCAAUAAACUCCAAGAGAACCUAGCAAUGUACGGAGACAUUAAUACCUAACUGGUUGCCAGGUUAUUCCCAGAUUUGUACAUGUACAUGGAAUACAGAUACUGAUGAUUUUGAACACUUCUAUCUACUAAAUCAUGACGUUUGUAAUUUCUAGGAGAGAUGCAUUUACGCUCAGAAGAUUAAGAAUAGAAUACCACCAAACCGAACUGCAAGAAUACGCAGAGUUAACACACUCAGAAACUCACUAGCCCUAGUAAUAAGCUGUUAGCCUACAGUAGGUUAAGGAUGAAACAAAAACACCAAAAACAUGUGUUAUUCCUUAAUUUACUACACACACAAUGCACACAGGGCAGUUGAAUGUGUGGCUACAAUAGUGAUUAUCGAGAAAGUUAUGUCUCUUAAUUUUUGUUAGCUAAGGAAAAAUCAAUAAGAACAUAAUUGAAUUCUACGUGUCACCUAUGAUGCACUGUGGUUAACAAAGUGUGAAGAAAUUAUGCAAUCAGGGUAUCUUGUAUUCCCUAUGAAAAAAAUAGGCCUUGAGUAAUUUUAAUCAAAAGAGGAAGCCUGCUUGUCAAAUUAACAGUUACCCAUGCCAGACUUAAAUUGUAUUAACAUACAUACAAAUGUCUUUAGAGGGACUGCAAAUUUGCAUAAUUUUAUACAUGCUUUGUACCAAAAACUAAACUAUAUGGGGCAGUUUUCAAACAUUCAGGAUUUUCAAUGUUACUAAAGUAUUCAUAAGAUAUGCUAGGUAAUACCUAUUAUAUGACUGCAGUAUUCACCUUACAUCAGUUAGUAAAAUUAGGCUUUAUAUAUUAGUUUUAAUAGUUGCACUGAUAUUUUUUUUUUAUUUGAUCAUAAAUUAUGCCAAUCACAGAAUUGAAACAACUUUUUAAAGAGCUGAUAUUCUUAGUAUAUAUUUAUAGGAAUUUAUCAAUUUUUGAAAUGUUUGGACAUCUGAAUUUGAAUUCCUUGAAAGCCAAGAUAACUUCCUCUAUAAAACUAUAAAUAUUUUCGAUUUCAUUUUUUAAAUCAAAGUAGAAGAAAAAAAAAGAAAGUUGUAUUUCUGGAAAGAUUUAAUCAGAUAAAUUUCUGAAAGACCGUUGGUCAUGUAAAUAAAGAAUGAUUCUGUACAGAAAUGCAUUUUACAAUAUGUUUUGUAUAUACAUUUUGGAAGCUGUUGUCAAAGUAAUAUAUUGUAUAAGAAUAUCCAAAUUUUGCCUUUGACUAUUACUGUAUCUCUAGUAUACAACAUGCCAAUACUAUAUUUGAUAUUAUUAUUAACAAUAUUGUUAUUACUGGAUUAUUAAUAUUGGGAUUAUUAUUAAUAUUAUUAUUGUUUAUUAGAUAAUUAAUAUAUAUUUAUUCUUUUUAUUAUUAAUUUUGUUAUUAAUUCUGUAUUAUUAUUUAGUAUUUUAAUUUCACAAAGAUUAAAAGUACUGAAAAGCCA
Messenger RNA from Anneissia japonica, 3219 nucleotides. RefSeq names its product sorting nexin-33-like. Gene Ontology annotation, molecular function: protein binding; phosphatidylinositol binding. The coding region runs from base 141 to 1820 and encodes 559 amino acids. The record is from RefSeq and is a predicted model, not a curated record. The transcript has 15 exons. Gene Ontology annotation, biological process: mitotic cell cycle; plasma membrane tubulation; protein transport. Gene Ontology annotation, cellular component: cytoplasmic vesicle; plasma membrane. Lineage: Eukaryota; Metazoa; Echinodermata; Crinoidea; Comatulida; Comatulidae.